Messenger RNA from Triticum dicoccoides, 1488 nucleotides. RefSeq lists its product as uncharacterized. Gene Ontology annotation, molecular function: RNA binding; protein binding. Bases 1 to 1488 code for a protein of 495 amino acids. The transcript has a single exon. Lineage: Eukaryota; Viridiplantae; Streptophyta; Magnoliopsida; Poales; Poaceae. The record is from RefSeq and is a predicted model, not a curated record.
AUGCACUCGUCAUUGCCGGAUCUGCCACCGGAAUUGGUCCGCGAGAUCUGCGGCCGCCUGCACGACGUCGCCGACUUCGUCCGCUUCCAUGCCGUUUGUAAGUCAUGGCGCGAUUCAUACCAUCCAGUGACGGCCCAUCAGUUCCUGCCGUGGCUCCUUGCGCCUAGUAUGGUGGACGACGACUCCCUCAAACUCAGAUGUGUCUUCUCCAACAUGAGCUACCGCGCCCCGCCGCUGCCGCCAAUAUCUCGCACCAACGGCCAGAUGAACUGGGUCGCCAAUGCUAACGGCACCGCCAUCCGCUACUUCACUGCUUCCCCCGACGGGCUGACCUUCCAUGACCCUCUCGCCGGAGAGCUCAUGACCCACAUGCCUCCGUUCCCAAAUGAGGGGGUCGAUGGACGGUUGGGGGAGAAUCCCAGUGGCAUCAUUUACAGCGAUGGUACCAUGCUUUUGUACAGCAAGCAUUACAGCAGCGAACAAAACACCACCGAGUUCAAGGCGGCGCUCCUGCGUCCCGGGGACAAUGAGUGGACCUUUGUCAAAAGGACCCUCGAAUCCCCCUACUAUGGAGAGUUUUGUGUUGCGUAUCACGCUAGGAAGAUCCUUGUGACCGUGAAGAGCGACCUCUGGCACGUCGUGACAACACCAUCCGCUGCCGCGAACUGCAACCAAGUGAGGAUCCCCAAUUUGUCGUGGAUGCCACACGAGGAUGAUGGUUACUACUAUGAGUACGGUUAUGUGCUCGAGUCCCGUGGCGAGCUUAUGUGGGUGUCGCUGCACAUCAAGAAGGAUUACCCAGACAUGAGUAGGACAAGCAUCCGUGACCUAGAACAUGCGUUCUUGAUGUCCGUGCACAUGCUUGGGGAGGCCAUUAAGGGACCGGAGAAGUUGCGGUGGGUGAGGAAGGUUGGUCAGAGCCUGGCUGACCGUGUCCUAUUUCUGGGGUGGCCCAAUAGUUUUGCCGUGGACGCGUCGAGGCUAGGCGUGACCGGCGGAUUCACCUACUUCUUGUUCUAUGACAACCACCCUCUACGUAGGCGAAGUGGUGUGUUCAGGUACAACCUCAUCGACAACGCGGCCAAGUUCAUUGAGUGGCUACCCCAAGGAUGGGACAACGAGAUGUGCACAUGGGUCGUCCCCCAGCCCACCAUUGCUCCAAUCCACCAGGGUCGAGCAACUAUUCCAAGAAGCAAUAACAUGAUUCACAUCCAAAGAUGCUACGGCCCUCCUUUUGAGGUGUUGGUGCGCAACCUAUCUCCCACAACGAAGAGCUCUCAGCUGGAACAGUUGUUCAACAAGUACGGCAGGGUGUCGAGCGCCAAUGUGAUGUACUACAAGAAGACCAAGACCUCACGGGGCAUCGGCCUCGUCACGAUCGCGAUGAUGCACGUCUGUCUAGAAGAUGCACUUGCCGCCCUGGAUGGGUUGGUUUUAGAUGGACGCAGGGUCGAGGUUAUCUCGGUCAACGGCAUGCAACUACAAUGA